Messenger RNA from Cryptomeria japonica (Japanese cedar), 1639 nucleotides. RefSeq lists its product as uncharacterized. NCBI's taxonomy places the organism in Eukaryota, Viridiplantae, Streptophyta, Pinopsida, Cupressales, Cupressaceae. Bases 129 to 971 code for a protein of 280 amino acids. The record is from RefSeq and is a predicted model, not a curated record. The transcript has 4 exons.
AGCCUUGGCAAGGAAGAUAUAAAUGCUAUGGAUAACCCGGAUCACAAAUGUCUGGCUCUGUCUGUCUCUGAAAAAUCUGUAUCAAGUGCAGAUUCUACAAGCUGAAUUCACUUCAUACAACAGUACAAAUGACCACUUUAAUUGUCGGUUUCUGCCCUUGCGUGAGCAUGACAGCCAGGCUGGCAAAUUCUUUUAAUAUUCAAUGCAAAAGUUCAUUGGUUGCUCUUCCAAUUAAGAAGAAGAGGACAUGCUGGUCGAGUUUGCAGGCACAAGAACAGUCACAGGCACCCAUUAAUGUCAGUGUGGACGAGGAAAGGGAUGAAUACGAGCAUAAUGCACAACAACCGGAGAAUGGGACACUUAAAUAUGUCAAGGAUGGAGAAGAUGCCACCUCAACCAGUCAAAACAGUGAAUUAACUGCCACAACUAUGACCAAAGAGGUCAUGAAUAGCAUAAAACUACUAAAGAAUGCAGCAAAGACCAGGAAAGUUGCCACAUUGGAGGUUCUCUCUGCUCUUAGAGUUGUUAGAAAUGCUAAACUUAAUGCUCAGAACUUCCUUCAUACUCUUGGGGGAGAUGAAUCUCCUGGACGAACAUGGAUGCUGAUUUUCACAGCACAGGGUAGAUCUGGAAAAGGAUUUUAUUUCCCUAUCACUGCAGUUCAACGAUUUGAUGCAUCUGCAAUGAGGAUUGAAAACGGAAUAUAUUUGGGACCAAUAGGCUGCUUAACAUUUGAAGGAAGGUUUUCCUGGAAGAAGCGAAUCCUGGCCUUCAUUUUUGAAUCUUUGAAUCUGAAGUUUGGUCCCCUUGGUCCGAUCAAAAUCAAUUUGGCAAAAGAAGAAGACAAGAAUCGAAUACCAGUAACCAAGGAUCCAUUUUUCAUUUGGUUUUAUGUUGAUGAAGAGAUUGCUGUUGCUCAAGGGAGGGGUGGAGGAACAGCAUUAUGGUGCAGGUGCACUAGAGUGACAUAGUACAUUCUUUUGAGCUGUUUGAUGAUAUUUUAUUAUGGCAUUAAAGACUUAUUUAGUAUAAUUUCUUUACCAACAAGCGCCAUGUAGAAGGGCAGCUCUAUAUGCUUGCAGAAUUACUUGAGAUGUGAUGACAUUUGCAUUGCUUGUACUCAAGUGUGAGAGGACAUUCUGCUCCACAGACUUGAUACUGUCAAUGUUAACUCUAUGAAGGGUCAUGACUAUUCUGAUUGAAGGAAAGAAAUUAUGUGCAGUGCAACCACUUUGUGCUUUUGGUACAGAACAGAUUUAUAAUAUAGCUGAUAGAUGGGGGUUUGAACCUCCCAUGAAGCCAACUCGCAGCCUGCAAACUCUUCACAUCAAUAUUCAAGGGCAUAAAGUCAUACACUUAAGAAAAAUCUUGCAAUCUAUAUAUUGUACGUGGCUGACCACUAAUUUUCUCUUCAUUGAUGCCAUUGUAAGCUAUCAUUGAAUUCAAGAAAACUGAAAACUUAGUUUCAAAUUUCAUAAAUUAGACUUUGUAUAUGCAUGGCCUUUGUUGGUUAAUGCAUUCUCUCUCCUAUUUUGAAAAUGCGAGAGAAUAUUUUCAAAAUAAUAUUCUUCUCAAAAAACAUGAAAUUUGAAUGUAAAGCUUAUGUAUUGUAACGGAUAAAAUCACAUCUUCACAUGAA